AUGGGCAAGAAGUCAAGUAAGGCGUCUCCAGCGCCGAUAGAUCCACCGGUCACAAAGAAGAAAGGCAGGAAAGGUGCCAAGGAAGAAACAGAAGAAAUGAAAAACACCAGACUUGCCAAUCGAGCAAAAGUGACUUCAACUUCUAGCUGGACCGGUAAGCUGCCGCAUACUCUACUGCAUGAAAAUUGUCAGAAACGUAAGUGGAACAAGGUCGAAUACGACAUGAAGAAAGUUGGCGAAAAGGGAAUGAUAGCAACCGCUGUUCUGUCCCAAACUGAUCCUAAGACUAAAGAGACAUUGACAUUGAAGAUGCAUGACCCUGCCUUUGAUCGAACAACCGGAAAGGGUCUGUUGGUCCCGCAAGAAACUCCCAUGGAGGCCCGUCAUAUGGCGGCUACCGUGGCACUGUAUAGAAUUGCUUCCAAUUCUAACAUGCAGAUGAUGUUGCCACCCAACCAUAAAUCUUUAUGGUAUGACCUGGAUGAUUAUCGAAAAGUGUUAGCAAAGGAACACCUUGCUCUGGCACAGAAGCUAUUUGAUCCAGAGCCUUUUAAGACACUAGUUGCAGACAGGAAGGCGAAGGAUAUUAAAGAUAAAGAGCGUAUGGCUAAGCAACAGCAAGCUCAAAAGAUGAGGCACUCUCCGACUGUUAUUACCUCGAUUGGACCCAAUAAGAGCAAAUUAUCCUCAUCCAAAGAUGGGGUCGCCAAAACCCGAGUUUCACGGCCACUCGACCAGAAAGUAAUACGCUUCCCGUUGAAAGUUUGGGAAAAUGCUACAUUUGUAGAUUUAAAAGAGUCUUCCAGAACUGACAUAGAGCAGGCACUAAGGUCGCAUAUUGAUUGGAACUCUAAAAAAUGGGGAGGUGACAUGACUACAGAGAGGGACCUCCUCCAGGAAAAACUCAUACUUCUUGGAUUUAGAAAGCCACAUGUCAUGGAAUCUCUUAGCUACUCAGAUCCCCUCUCUUUUCUGCUCCUGAAUUUGCCAGAAGAUGACCUACCCACAUUUUUCCAUAAGCGGCAAGAGGAUACAAAGAUGAAGGUUGAAAUUUCUUCCCUACCGCUUCGAACUCAAAAUAUGAUUUCUCGUCUCAUGGAAGGUGGAGCUUCAUACACUGAGGUGCUUUAUGCUUUAGAAUCCACUGAUUAUGAUGAAAAUGAAGCCGCUGGAAAAUUAACAGAGAAGCUUUCCGCCCACCUGUUGGAACCCUCACCCGAGAUAAGUGAGGAAGAUUCGACUGAAAUGUGGAUUCAAGAACUUGAGAGCUUGCAAAGCAUCUAUGGUAACGAAGUUGUUGAAAUAAUGAAUCACGAGAAGACCUGCUAUACAAUUAAAUUGGUCGAAAAGUUCAACCUGAAGCUCAAGGUUUACAAGACGACAAAAUACCCAUCAACACUACCUGGUCUGAUUGUUUCCACGUUCGAUAAAAACGUUAAGCUUCCUAAUUACAUUAAACAAAAUGCCCUUACUAUGCUCUUAGAUCAUGUGGUCAAAUCAAGCCUCCUGGGAGAUAUGAUGGUCUAUAGUAUCUACGAAUGGCUUCAGGAGCACUUGGCUGCUAUUAUAGAUAAUCCAGGGCUGUUAAUUUCCGAUUUCAAGCCUUCAAACGAGGUGUUGUCAAGAAGUUCAACGCAAAAGCCUUCAUCGAAGCCAAGGACCAAAAACACUCGCGCAUACGCGACAUCCCUAGAUGAGCUUCAUAGACUGGAGUAUGAAUAUAAAACACGAGUUACAUCUCCAAGGUACGUGGGCAUGGUCAAACAACGCUCGCAACUGCCGGCCUGGGGCCAACAGGAAAAAAUAGUUGAAUUGAUUGAAAGCCAUGAUGUAGUAUUGAUAACUGGUGAAACGGGUUCUGGUAAAUCGACCCAGGCCGUUCAAUACGUUCUUGAUUAUUUGAUGACUAAAAAGAACGAUUUUGGUGAAACUAAGAUUAUUUGCACCCAGCCGAGAAGAAUUUCUGCGAUAGGCUUGGCAGAACGAGUGUCAGAAGAGAGAUGUAGUGACUGUGGUGAUGAAGUCGGCUACGUGAUACGUGGUGUAAACAAAACGAAGCCCACCACUCGCAUAAAAUUUAUGACAACGGGUGUAUUGGUUCGUAUACUCCAAGGCUCCAGAGAUGUUUUGAAAAACACUAUAGUUUUUAUUGAUGAAGUUCAUGAAAGAUCAGUCGACACUGACCUCAUCGUAAUUCUUUUGAAAAGUUUGCGAGGUAAAAUACCUGGCCUUAAAAUUGUGUUGAUGAGUGCGACCGUCAAUGUUGAAGUUUUCAACAAGUACUUCACGGAUCUGAAGAGUUGUCACAUCAAGGGUCGAACAUUCCCCAUAAAGGAUUUCUAUUUGGAGGAAAUCCUCGAGUCCAUGGACUACAAAAUCAAACGCAAAAAUCUUGAGUACGAUGACCCUGAGGACGAAGGACAGUAUUUGAGACCAAGGGCCAAUUCCACGUUCUUUCAAUCAGGUCAGAUUGAUUAUGAUUUGAUUUCGUCUUUAGUAAUCCAUGUCGACAAAAAGUUAAAUGGUCUUGGCAAUGACGGCUCAAUCGUAAUCUUCUUGCCCGGUGUUGGUGAAAUAAGUCGCUGUUGCAGAAAACUAGAAAAGAGCUCGCACUCCGAUCAAUUUGUAGUGCUACCACUUCACUCUGCCUUAACUCCGGAUGCUCAAAAAAAGGUUUUUAAGCGGUUUCAAGGUAAACGAAAAGUUGUUGUUUCCACCAACAUUGCCGAAACCUCCAUUACUAUCGAUGACUGUGUUGCAACGAUAGACUCUGGCCGAGUCAAAUCUAUGUUUUACAGUGCUCAAGACAAUACAACGAGACUUAAAGAAACAUUUGUGUCCAAAGCUGAGGCGAAACAGCGGAGAGGUCGUGCAGGAAGAGUUCGUGCCGGUUUUUCUUUCAAGCUCUUUUCAAAAAACAUCUUUGAAGAAAUGCCCGAACAGCCUAUUCCAGAGAUCAAGCGUGUCGGUUUAGAAUCCUUGUACCUUUCUGUUAAGUCUAUGGGCAUUAAAGAUGUUAUCGGAUUUUUGGGUACGGGCCUCGAUCCUCCUCCAUUAGACUCUUUGCAAAAAUCUGAACAACUACUACUGGCUGCCGGUUUGUUGAGCGAUGAUGGAAAUUCACUUACCGAACUUGGCAGGUACAUCAGCCUAAUGCCAAUAAUGGAUCAUAAGCAUGGUAAGUUACUAAUCUACUCCAUUAUGUUUGGUUGCACAGAUUUAGGAAUUGACAUGGUAGCAUUAUUAAGUUGCGGAGGGUCACCUUUUGCCAUUUCGCAAGAUAAUAGAGACCUGAUCAAGGCUCUGUUUCUAAGGUAUAGCAACUCUGGAGACUUUCUGGCUCAAUUGGAAAUCGUCCGACAAUAUCUGAAUAUUGAAAACCCUGUGCAUAAACGCAAGUUCAUGACACAAAAUUAUUUGUCCUUCAACAAGAUGAAAGAGAUCAUAUCUUCUAGGGCGCAGUUACUGAGUAUUUUGAAAGAUAUUGGAUUCUUGCCAAUGCAGUAUAGAAUGGGCGAAUCGGAUUAUCUCAACAGAAACGGUAGGAAUCUAGAAAUCACUAAGGCCAUACUGACCGGUUCUUUUUACCCACAAGUUGCCCGAGUUGAACUGCCAUCUCAAAAGUUCGUUUCCACAAGUUCAGGAGCGAUAGAAAAGGACCCCGAAGCCAAAAUGGUCAAGUACUGGAUCCGAAAUGAGAAGUACAUCGAUCAAUUAUAUGCAAUGGGUGACCAAGAUCGUGAAGUGGAAAACACCGCGUUACCGGCAACACGAGGUUUUGUGCACCCGUCUUCCGUUUUUUUCUCGUCCAAAAACGACGUCUUGGAGGGCGAUUUGACAACCCUAGACGCUAACAACAGCCAGUCGUUGUCGGGGAAAGUCACCAAUGGUGCUCAACCUUUUUCCAAGACCCCAUUUAUCAUUUACAACAGCUCCCACGUCAGCAGCAAGCUAUACCUGCGCGACGUCACGCCGACCUCUUCUUUGGCUCUGCUCCUAUUUGGCGGCUCGAUAAAAUACGAAUUGCAGGGUGCCCACCAUUCUCCCGGCCUCGUAGUCGACAAUUGGCUGCCAAUCCGUACAUGGUGCAAGAACGGGGUGUUGAUCAAAGAGCUCAGGACAUUACUGGACAUGGUGGUCCGACAAAAACUGGAAAAUCCAGUGGAUUACCACUCGCAAGACACUUCUCAUACCGGUGACGAUAUUCUGACGGUGGUUGAAAAUAUUCUGAAGGCGGAGUCAUUGUGA
Messenger RNA from Lachancea dasiensis, 4248 nucleotides. The record is from the annotation of a GenBank genome assembly. Lineage: Eukaryota; Fungi; Ascomycota; Saccharomycetes; Saccharomycetales; Saccharomycetaceae.